CGCCGCGCCCGCAGCCCCGCCGCGGAGCCCCGGCCUAGCCCGGGCCGCCGCCACCACGCCGCGCGCCGUACUCCGCGUCAAGAAUGGGGCGGCCAAGCUGCCCAAGCCGCCCGCCGCCGCCGCCGCCGCCGCCGCCGCGGCCGAGGCUCCGGGCGCCGGCGCGGGCAUGGAGCGCUCGCAGAGCCGCCUCAGCCUGUCCGCCUCCUUCGAGGCGCUCGCCAUCUACUUCCCGUGCAUGAACUCCUUCGACGACGAGGACGCGGAAGGGGACAGCCGGAGGCUGAAGGGGGCCAUCCAGAGGAGCACGGAGACCGGCCUGGCGGUGGAGAUGCCCAGCCGGACGCUGCGCCAGGCCAGCCACGAGUCCAUUGAGGACAGCAUGAAUAGCUACGGCUCCGAGGGCAACCUUAACUAUGGGGGAGUUUGCCUGGCAUCAGACGCGCAGUUCAGUGACUUCCUGGGCAGCAUGGGGCCAGCGCAGUUUGUGGGCCGCCAGACCCUGGCCACCACGCCAAUGGGAGACGUGGAGAUCGGCUUGCAGGAGCGGAAUGGCCAGCUUGAAGUGGACAUCAUCCAGGCUCGGGGGCUUACGGCCAAGCCAGGCUCCAAGACACUGCCAGCGGCCUAUAUCAAGGCCUACCUGCUGGAGAACGGCGUCUGCAUUGCCAAGAAGAAGACCAAAGUUGCUCGCAAGUCGCUGGACCCGCUGUAUAACCAGGUGCUGCUGUUUCCUGAGAGUCCCCAGGGCAAAGUCCUGCAGGUGAUCGUAUGGGGAAACUACGGGCGGAUGGAGCGGAAGCAGUUCAUGGGUGUGGCUCGAGUGCUGCUGGAGGAGCUGGACUUGACCACCCUAGCCGUGGGCUGGUACAAGCUCUUCCCCACCUCCUCCAUGGUGGACCCCGCCGCGGGCCCCCUGCUCAGGCAGGCGUCCCAGUUGUCCCUCGAGAGCACCGUGGGGCCCUGUGGCGAGCGAUCUUAGGGCCGGGGUGGGGCGGGGGGGGCUCCCCAACAAGACCUGGAGAAUGCCCAGCCCCAACCUGGGACCCCAGGCCCAGGGGCACAUUGAACAGAGGAGGAUGGGGUUCUCCCCCAUAGCGGGGAAGCAGAAUGGGGAAACCUGCCCCCCCAGGGCCCCUCCUCACCCCCUCUCUGCCUCCUACCCCCUGAGACCUUCCCUCUCCCAACGGGAUUGGCUGCACUUUUGACUUGGCCAGUUCUCGACCUGGUGGACGUGGCUGCAAUCCGGAGAAAGGAAAAGAUUUGAGGCGGCAGCGCAGACCAUCUUCCCGUCCCAGACACUGUCCGACUGCUCCCCCUUUUUGCCUCCUCGGAAGCUCGCUGCCCGGAGCCAAGUCCAGAACCCAGCGGCCAUCUCCAUGGUGCCAAUUACCAGCAAGUGUCUUUCCUGCGGUACCGGGUUCAGGCAGCUACUCCUGCCCCAGAGCCGAUGGGGCAGCUCUGCAAGGAUCCGGAGCCAGCUCCGGGGAGGUCUAGAGCCUCCCGCUUGAAGAGGAGCUCGGCCUCCCUCCGCCUGCCUGUGGAAGGAGCUUUGCCGCAGCGUGUCUGAGUCCGUGUCUGUCCCUUCCUGCCUGCCCCUCUUCCGGUGGCUCUAGGAAUUUGGGGGUCCAGCAGGGACCAAAGGAAAGGAGGCAGUGCCCUGGGCCUGGCACAGAGCCCCCCCAGGGUGCCAUGCUCCAUGGGACUGCAACAAGCUAGUUUGGAAACAGUGGACUGGGAAGAACUGGGUCGUCUGUGUUUUGGUGGAAGAACUGCGGGACCCUGACUUUCGAGAACCCCAAGUCUGGAGCACUCACCGUCUCUGAAUUUUGGGGACGCCGGACUGGAGAGGGAGCCUGAGUAAAGUUGGGAUUGGGACUGACUGGUGGUGCCAAGGCAAGGGUUUCCCAAAUAGGAGAAGCCCUCCUCGUUGGAUGAGGUCAAAGGUCUUCUUGUCUACCCCUCUGCCUCCAGGCUAGGGGUUUGGGGAGGCAACAGAGCUUCCCUAUUUUAGUCUUUUUAAACAAACCAUCCUGUACUAAGGGCAGAACCCGCUGCCCCGGCCUCAACUACCUUGGCUCAUGAGUGUAAGAAUCAGGAGAUUCCUUCUCAAGUGGGCCCGGGUAGCUGCCUUCCUGGUCCGGCCCUCCCCGAGGCCUCUGGAAGCCCUUUUGCAUGCUGGGAGGACACAGGUUGGCCCCUCUUUAUAGAAGCACAUUUCUGCCACCUCCCCUGGGAGGCACCCAGCAGCCCACCACCCCUCGUUACCCAGUCCCUGCUGUGUAGGGCGUAGUCCAGUUUAGCUGGGUAGAGUUAGUGUUCCAGGCCCUGGGGCCUGCUCUUAGCUUGCAUAUAGUCCUUGCAGAGUUCCAGGACAGGGGUGGAGAGGAGGCACCAGAACAUUCCAGGAGACGGCUGUCUCCUCACUAGUCUGGGUCUGGGCCUGGAGCCUGGUUCAUGGGAGGCCAGCCCUUCCUCUUCCCUCCCCAACACCCCCUACCCCAGGGUUGUAGCUGGAGCUGCCCCUUAUACUCAGAUGUUCUGAUGCAUUAUCUUUGGUACUGGUUUUAUUUGUGAAGGACCCCGGAGGGUUGUGGGCCUUGGUGGAGAGGCCUGGGCUCCACGGGAUGACGUCAUCUUCCACUGGGGAUGCCCAGCAGUGUUCAGCCCCGCCUGGUCCUUGGUCUCACUGCGGGCUAUCGACCAGGCAAUUUCUUCCACCUGGGACCCCUUCCUCCCUCUCCACCUCCCUCCCUUUCUCUCCCUUCUCCUCCCUCCGCCUGUCUAAGCCCUGGGGAGCCUUUAAAGUUCUGGAUGUUAUACCGCCUCCAUGGAGCUUCCCAUGCUGCACUGGGAAGGGGAGACGGAGAUGCUCAAGCUUCCUGGGAUUGUGCUGGGUGGAAUCCCGAGGCUGGGGCAGGAGGCAGCAGGGCUCUGGAUGGCCUCAGAUCUGAGGCCCAGAAUCAGCCCCUCCCCUGUUUGUUUUUUUUUUUUUAACCAGUGUGAUUUCUCUGCUGUUCGUUUAUUACUCAUCAUUCGGAAUAUUUUGAGCCAGGAGAGCGCCUUCUCUCUCCAGCCGUCCCUGCUCUGGUGGUUCAGGGGUAGCUUUUCAAAGACGGGGGGCAGACCCUGGCUGUCCCACACAGAGGGAGAGAGGCCUCGGUGCCCCCGCGCCCCCCACUCCCGCCCAAGCCUACCCUCUAGGGUCUGCACAGCCUUUAUAAAGAGAGAGAGCGCGCUCCAAAGCAAUAACAUCCUGGGGGUGGUCACCGAGGGCCCCCCUCAAUGACUUUCUUGUUUGUUCUGUGAAAUCUCAGUUCACCUCCUGGUGGGGUGGGGUGGGGGCUAGAGCCCUGUUUCUUUGUAUCAUCAUUGUGAGCACAUGCCCUGCUUCCAAGGGGCUCUGACCAUUUGGUGUGGGAACCACUGUCUGUCCUCACCAAGAGAUGGGGGUUUGGGGGAGGGGGUGGCAGUUCUCAGCAUUAGCUUUGGGGAACCUUCAAACCCAGCCUGUCUCUACUGCUGUCUGAUCUUUUGCCAGCUCGUACUCCAUCUGGAGAGUAGCUGAGAAGUGGAAUUGUGGAGAGCUGGGAGCCAGGAGUUGGGGUCACUAGGGGCUGAUUCUUUUUUUUCAAUCGCUGGGCCAAAGGUCACAGGCUACUGUGGGAGGAAGCCUCCAUUUCCCUUUGCCACAAUCUGCUUUCUGUACACGUGGGGAAGGGCCUCGGGGACCAUUCACGAAGUCCAUUUUAUAGAUGAGGACCGAGGCCUGCCUCUGGGGUCGCCUGUGAGUUCAGUGGCACCCCCAGCCUGGGCCUCCCCCCACCUGAGGCUGAGGCUGAGCCAGAGCAGGACCAGUGGGGCUGCAUUUCCCACGAUACUUCCUCCUCCCUUCUCUCUCUAGAGAUUUCCAGUGGCCCAGAAAAGAUGGGCAGGGCAAAUUGUAGCCCAUCUGAGAGGUGAGGCAGUUAAAGCCCAGAGUCAGGAAGUGACUUGCCCAAGACCCUUCAGCAGAGGAGCCACAGACAAGACAGGGGCUCUGUCCUGCUUCCCUCCUUCCUGGGACAGGAAGCCACUGCCCGGGCACACCUGCCAUGAUAGGUACUUGUGGUCUUUAAGCUGUGGGGCCCCCAGCCUGUGUGAUUCCAUCUCUGUGGGCCCAGGUCUGGGGGAGAGAAUUGCCAGAGAGACUUUGCUCUCUUGAGGCCUGGCCCAGCUGACUGAGGGUGCACAGGGUUUGGUUCAGGUCUCAGUGUCCAGGUAGGGGCUCCCACUGAGGGGGUCAUAACCCCAUAGGACCAACGUGAGGGAGAUGAGAAGCACCCCCUUCCCGUCUAGGGCUGUGUGGGAAUGAGGUGGCCGUGGCACAGCUCCUCUUAGGGAAAGCCUCACAAGACCUUUAGCUGUAACAAGAUCUGGCCUUCCAGACGUAGUGCUUUUACGUCACUGUCACGUACAGCCUCAGUAGAGCCCCUGGCAGUAGAGGGGAUCAGUAUUAGGAGCUCCACUGUAAAGAGGAGGGAGCUGAG
This is a messenger RNA of Nyctereutes procyonoides (raccoon dog), 4526 nucleotides long. RefSeq names its product regulating synaptic membrane exocytosis 4 (gene RIMS4). Gene Ontology annotation, biological process: regulation of synaptic plasticity; calcium ion-regulated exocytosis of neurotransmitter; positive regulation of synaptic transmission. The record is from RefSeq and is a predicted model, not a curated record. Gene Ontology annotation, molecular function: transmembrane transporter binding; small GTPase binding. Lineage: Eukaryota; Metazoa; Chordata; Mammalia; Carnivora; Canidae. The transcript has 6 exons. The coding region runs from base 167 to 979 and encodes 270 amino acids. Gene Ontology annotation, cellular component: cytoskeleton of presynaptic active zone; presynaptic membrane.